CGGGGGAUGGCGGCGCAGGGGCCCCGUGGUCGCCUCGCCUCGUCGCUGCCGCGGCUGCUGCUCGGCCUGGCCGCGCUCGCCGUGCCGCCGCCGCCCGCCGCCGCCCCCGAGCCGCCGCCCGCCGCCCUCCGCGCCGGCCACGCCGCCUCCUCGCUGCCCGCCGCCGCCGCCGCCCCGCGCACCAGAUACCUUUUGUACGAUGUAAAUCCCCCUGAAGGGUUCAACCUUCGCAGAGACGUCUACGUUCGCAUUGCUUCCCUUGUAAAGACCCUGCGGAAAAGUGAAAACUGGGUGUUAGUCCUGCCUCCUUGGGGGAGGCUUUAUCACUGGCAGAGCCCCGAUAUCCUUCAGGUCCGGAUUCCUUGGUCUGAGUUCUUUGAUAUCCCAAGCCUCAACAGGAACAUCCCUGUCAUUGAAUAUGAGCAGUUCCUUGCAGAGUCAGGUGGGCCCUUUAUUGAACAGAUUUAUGUGCUACAAGGCUACACAGAAGGAUGGAAAGAAGGAACAUGGGAAGAAAAAAUCAAUGAAAGGCCAUGCAUUGAUCAGCUGAUGUAUUCCAAGGACAAACAUGAGUACUACAGGGGCUGGUUCUGGGGUUACGAGGAAACACGAGGCCUAACCGUCUCUUGUUUGUCUGUCCAAGGAUCUGCUUCCGUUGUGGCGCCCAUCCUUCUGAAGAACACUUCAGCACAGUCAGUGAUGUUAGACAGAGCUGAAAACCUUCUUCAUGACCACUACGGAGGGAAAGAUUACUGGAAUACCCGUCGAAGCAUGGUGUUUGCUAAACACCUCCGUGUGGUGGGAGACGAGUUUAGAAGGAAGUAUCUUCAAUCCACGGAUGAGGCAGACAGGACUCAUUACAAGGAGGACUGGACACAGAUGAAGGUUAAGACGGGCACAGCUCUAGGUGGUCCAUACCUUGGGGUUCAUCUCAGAAGGAAAGACUUCAUUUGGGGUCACAGAGAAGAUGUGCCUUCCCUGCAAGGAGCAGUAAAGAAAAUCCGCAGCCUCUUGGAGAUGCUUAAACUUGAAAAAGUUUUUGUAGCCACUGAUGCUGUCGAGGAGGAGAUUGAAUUGCUCAAGAAACUGCUGCCUGAGAUGGUGAGGUUUGAACCCUCUUGGGAGGAGCUGGAACUCUAUAAGGAUGGGGGCUUGGCUGUGAUUGACCAGUGGAUUUGUGCACAUGCAAGGUAUUUUAUAGGCACCUCAGUUUCAACAUUUUCCUUCCGAAUCCAUGAGGAAAGAGAGAUCUUGGGAUUUGACCCAAAAACAACUUACAACCGAUUUUGUGGUGAAACAGAGAAAAACUGUGAGCAGCCAACUCACUGGAAAAUUGUCUGUUAAAUACAGAGAAAUACAA
This is a messenger RNA of Corapipo altera (White-ruffed manakin), 1360 nucleotides long. RefSeq names its product protein O-fucosyltransferase 2 (gene POFUT2). Gene Ontology annotation, molecular function: peptide-O-fucosyltransferase activity. The record is from RefSeq and is a predicted model, not a curated record. The coding region runs from base 7 to 1344 and encodes 445 amino acids. Lineage: Eukaryota; Metazoa; Chordata; Aves; Passeriformes; Pipridae. Gene Ontology annotation, biological process: protein O-linked glycosylation via fucose. The transcript has 9 exons.